AUGAAGAUCAAGAUCAAGACACUCAUUGGAAAGGAGAUUGAGAUGGACGUUGAGCCCGAAGAUCAGAUCUCCGUUCUCAAGGAGAAGAUCGAGGAACUCGAGGGUAUUCCUCCCGCCCAGCAGCGUCUCGUUUUCACCGGAAAGCAGCUCCAGGACGAGAAGACCAUUGCGGAGAACAAGAUUGAAGCUGGAGCCUCUCUGCAUCUGGUCCUGGCCCUUCGAGGCGGCAACUAA
Molecule: messenger RNA, 234 nt
Organism: Yarrowia lipolytica CLIB122
Lineage: Eukaryota; Fungi; Ascomycota; Dipodascomycetes; Dipodascales
Biological process (GO): protein neddylation; regulation of proteolysis; modification-dependent protein catabolic process
Cellular component (GO): cytoplasm; nucleus
Molecular function (GO): protein tag activity; ubiquitin protein ligase binding
Source: RefSeq, a predicted model, not a curated record